This is a messenger RNA of Lonchura striata (white-rumped munia), 3083 nucleotides long. It is a transcript of the gene DKK2, whose product is annotated as dickkopf Wnt signaling pathway inhibitor 2. Gene Ontology annotation, molecular function: co-receptor binding; receptor antagonist activity. Gene Ontology annotation, biological process: multicellular organism development; negative regulation of canonical Wnt signaling pathway. Gene Ontology annotation, cellular component: extracellular region. NCBI's taxonomy places the organism in Eukaryota, Metazoa, Chordata, Aves, Passeriformes, Estrildidae. The record is from RefSeq and is a predicted model, not a curated record.
AUGAUCGUGCUGAUGUGGAAUAAGUGCUCCUGCUGUCUCCUCUUACUAGCCGCGGUCCUGAUCGUGGAGAGCUCCCAGCUAGACAGCUCCAGCUCCAAGGUGAACUCCAUCAAGUCCACCCUGAUGGGGGAGGCUCCAACUCAGGCAACCAACAGAUCUGCAGGCAUCCACCAGGGACUGAUGCUUGCUAGCAGUAAGAAGGGCAAAAUGCUAGAGCAGAUGGGAAAACCUCCCAAGCACUAUCACCGGCAAGGAGAGGCCUAUCCUUGCACUAAUGACAAGGAAUGCGAAGUUGGGCGGUACUGCCACAGCCCUCACCAAGCCACGUCUGCGUGCAUGCUGUGCCGGAGGAAGAAGAAGCGCUGCCACCGGGACGGGAUGUGCUGCCCCGGGAACCGCUGCAACAACGGUAUUUGCAUACCAAUGACUGAAAGCAUCCUUACUCCUCACAUCCCUGCUCUAGAAGGGCCACGCAACAAGAAGAAUGGCCAUUAUGCGAGCAAGGAUUUGGGAUGGCACAACCUGGGGAGACCCCGAUCCAAGCUGUCACACAUAAAGGGACACGAAGGCGAUCCCUGCCUACGGUCAUCAGACUGCAUUGAGGGACACUGCUGUGCUCGCCACUUCUGGACCAAAAUUUGUAAGCCUGUGUUGCAUCAGGGGGAGGUGUGCACCAAACAGCGCAAGAAAGGGUCCCAUGGACUGGAGAUUUUCCAACGAUGUGACUGUGCCAAGGGCUUGUCUUGUAAAGUAUGGAAAGAUGCCACCUCCUCUUCUAAAUCAAGACUUCAUGUGUGCCAGAAGAUCUGAAUGAGGAUUGGGAAGAUAUUAACUGACUGUGGCUUUAUGUGCUUAAUGCAUUAUGGCAUGGCGGAAAAAGGGGACUGCAAAUGAAAGUGGAAUGCUAAAGUAUCAAUUAGAGUGUGAGUAGAAGUCACAUCAAAUGCAUUUCUUUUUGAGCUGGUGGUAAACACAAAUGUAGUUGGAGUUCACCUACCACGCAGUUCUCCUGUAAAUAAUUCUACAGUUUCUGGGGAAUGCUAGUAUGCAGACAAGUAGAGUGGAAAUGAAUGUCACUUACCUUGCUGUGUUGUCCCAUGAUGUUUCAGGGGUUCAGUGUUAGGGCUACAGUGGGUCUACAGCGAGGUAAGGAUUUUCUACAGAAAUUGUAUACAUUGUACUCCUAUAGGAAGCAGUGCAUGCCAGGAAGACUCAUCUGUCAACACAUCACUGCAGGUGUGAGAAAUGGAAAUAAAGUUACUGUGAAUGUCUACAUGCCCUCAUUAUUCAGGGCUGACAUUCAGCAAGGAAGCACUCCUGCAGGACAAGAGUGCUAUGUUUUGUGGGCCCUUAUGAAGGAGGUGAAAACUGGCCAUCCCAAAAUUUCAAGAGAGCAGCAGUUUAUCUUAGAGGAGGCAUUUAAACAGAGUUUUGUUUCCUAUACAUGGGUAAAUUGAAAUGUUUAUGUAGUUCAAUGUCAUAGUAAGGCACUUAAUUGCUUGUAUUUUUCUCAGUUUACUUCUAAUAUACAUUGGGUUGAACAGAUGAAGCAAAUAUGUGUGCAUGCUGAAUCCAGAAUUAUAUACAGGCAGUUCCUCAUUAGUCCUAAAUAUACUUUCCUUGCCUAAGCAUUCUUGCAUUAUAGACAUUUCCAAAAGAAAUAGCAGAGUGUUGAAGUGCUUAACACGAAGAGCUUUGAAGUUGUUUCUCUAUUGCUGUUAUAAUAUAUUCAACACCUCAACGUUUGUUGAAAUCUUUCAAGCAUAGUGCUACAAACUCAAAUUUUACAUCUUAUGGCACUCUGCAGCAGUAUAAUGGAUUUGUUCUCAAGACAGCAGAGAAGGAGUUGAGUCUUGUGAGUAUCUCCUCUCCUGCAGAAGAGGAUGUAAGAAGAUGGCAUGAUUUGUUAAACAUCGUGUGAUGUCACAGCAUACCAGCCUCCAGCAUGUAUUCAGCCUGAGAACUGGUGUCCUCUCACUCUGGAGUGUUCUUCCAGGAAUGACAGAAAUACAUAGACUGUGGAAACAGCUGCCAACCCUACGUUGUUUGUGUAUUGGUUAGAAUAAGGACAGCCUCUCUCCCAUGACUUGUCUCCCAGCUCUUUUCAAACCUAUAAAGUUUUACUUAUUUUCAAAUAUUCCUUUGUAUAAACUUUGGUAAAGAGACUGAUAUUAUUUUAAAGAAGUUCAAUUCUGUAAGUGACCUACUGCUAUGUUGUAAUUACCCAUUUAUGAUUACCCAUUUUCAUGUUCUAUGGUACAAAGAUAAAAAGAUACUUUUCUGUUUAUUCAGUUCUGCACAACAUGGGUAGGCCAGUGUGUAGUUUUACUUUGAAGACCACAUUGCCAUUACCUGAUAUAUUUUUCCACCAGUGAGAUACUUUAAAGUUUUAGCUUGGCUACACUGCUUGAUUCAGCCUUCCUAAUUAGAAAACAGACCUCAUCUUCAUUGCCCUAAUCUUUCAUAAGAGUCUAAAGCAGAAGAGUAUUUCACACACCUCCUUCCCUACUAGAAAUAACUCUUCUUACUCCAGCAUUUUCCAAUGUCACUGAAACAGAAAUAAGGUUCAGGAAUUGCAAAAUACUAUAAAAGUCCAGGAACCAAUUUUACAAGUUUUAUUUACACUGACACAGCACAUACUCAGAAGAGGAACUCAAGUGUUCUCAUUGCUCAAGUGCUCGCUACAUAUAAAAGAAAAUGAGCAAGGGGGUUGCAGAAAUGGGGUCCCAGCAUUUUUCAGCUCUUCUUAUUUGGCCUACCCGCCAUUUUGCUCUUGCAAAACGCAGUUAUUUGUAAUAAUUUAUUUACAGGAAAUGUUUAAUGAGAUGUAUUUUCUUAUAGAGAUAUUUCUUACACAAAGCUUUGUAGCAAAAUAUAUUUGCAGCCUGUUGAAUUUAAUGUAGAAAAAAUGUAUAAUAAGAUUAAAUAUAUUAAAUUUCUUUUCACAUUCCACCCCAAGUAUGUUACCCAUAUUCUUUUUCCUUACUUGCUACUUAAGAAGAGUAGUUAUUUACAGAAAGACAUGCAAAUCAAUUGAGAAAACAAUCUUGUAUCUUAGCUAUGCAAGUAAAAACAUCUGAUUG